CGAGAUCGUUGGCUUCAUAGCUUUAGCAGGACGGCUGAAAAGAGCUUCCAGAGCUAUCUGCCAGAAAUCAACAUUCUCCUCCAGAUGAUGGAUGAGCACAUGUCCAAGAUCGCCAUGGUGCAGUCUACCUCCCCAGGAGACUCCCCUCGGAGCUGCCUAACGGACGACAGCCUGCGAGGUAAGAGUCCAGCGCCAGGUAAAGUCCUGAGCUCAGGCCUCAUGUGUAAAGUGUGCGCCGACACCAGCAGUGGGAAACACUACGGCAUCUACGCCUGCAACGGCUGCAGCGGCUUCUUCAAGCGCAGCGUCAGGAGGAAGCUCAUCUACAGAUGUCAGGCGGGUACAGGUAUGUGCCCUGUGGACAAAGCCCACCGCAACCAGUGCCAAGCCUGCCGCCUAAAGAAGUGCCUCCAGGCUGGAAUGAACAAGGAUGCUGUGCAGAACGAGCGGCAGCCACGCAGCACGGCUCAGGUGCGUCUGGACUCGCUGGACGUGGACCCGGAGAAGGAGCACCUGGCCACCACGCGCGAGCCCACCUCCGCCUGCUCCGUCAUCAGCCGGGCACACCUGCCCUCCUCGGGCAUCAGCGCCACCGUGCCCACCCAGCGAUGCCCCAGUCCCCCGAACGGGCACCGCUUCAUGGCCAGCCUCAUGACCGCCGAGACCUGCGCCAAGCUGGAGCCGGAGGACGUGGAUGAGAACAUUGAUGUGACCAGCGACGAGCCUGAGAGGAGCUCCCCGGACUACAACAGCUCCCUGUACCCCUCCAGCAGCCCUGAGAGUGUGUACGAGACCUCGGCCCGGCUGCUCUUCAUGUCCGUCAAGUGGGCCAAGAACCUUCCGGUCUUCUCUCACCUUCCUUUCAGAGACCAGGUGAUCCUAUUGGAGGAGGCGUGGAGCGAGCUCUUCCUGCUGUGUGCCAUCCAGUGGUCCAUGCCUCUGGACACCUGCCCCCUGCUCUCCCUGCCCGACCUGUCCUCCCCCCAGCAGGGCAAGACCAGCCCCUCAGCCUCCGACCUCAGGGUGCUGCAGGAGGUCUUCACCCGCUUCAAGAACCUGGCCGUGGACCCCACAGAGUUCGCCUGCCUCAAGGCUAUCGUCCUCUUCAAACCAGAGACCAGAGGACUGAAAGACCCAGAGCAGGUGGAGAACCUGCAGGACCAGGCUCAGGUGAUGCUGGGGCAGCACAUCCACACUCUCUACCCCAACCAGGCAGCCAGGUUUGGGAGACUGCUGCUCCUCCUGCCUGCUCUGCACUUUGUGAGCUCGGAGCGGAUUGAGCUGCUCUUCUUCCACCGCACCAUCGGAAACACACCCAUGGAGAAACUCCUCUGUGACAUGUUCAAGAACUGAAGAGGACACAGUCUGAGAGAGACACGUCUCUCUUUCAUGGACAUCACUACGAAUGAAGAUGGACAAGGAACAGAGUCGGGACAUUUUGACGAGGGAGUGAAUACAAUGUGACAUUUGAAUGUUGGAUUUGUUCAUUUAGUUGAUUUUGUUUAUCUUUUUGUCUAAAAAAACUGGGAGAAACAGCAGUAUUGGCCAAAUUAUUGCUUGCUUAAUGCAAAUAAGUAUAGACUGUGAGUAGCUAUUGUACAGUAUAAUUAAUAUAUUUUAUAGAAAAUACAAAUAUUACUUUUCAUUUGCCUUUACAUUUGAUACUUUUUGCUAUUGAAGAAAAAUCUGCACAGCAGCAUGCUUAUUCAUUUUCUGUAAAUAACAAUAAAAACCUUUAUCGUG
Messenger RNA from Clupea harengus (Atlantic herring), 1743 nucleotides. RefSeq names its product nuclear receptor subfamily 2, group E, member 3 (gene nr2e3). Gene Ontology annotation, biological process: regulation of DNA-templated transcription. Gene Ontology annotation, molecular function: zinc ion binding; sequence-specific DNA binding; DNA-binding transcription factor activity. The record is from RefSeq and is a predicted model, not a curated record. Lineage: Eukaryota; Metazoa; Chordata; Actinopteri; Clupeiformes; Clupeidae.